Molecule: messenger RNA, 949 nt
Organism: Lolium perenne
Lineage: Eukaryota; Viridiplantae; Streptophyta; Magnoliopsida; Poales; Poaceae
Product: actin-related protein 2/3 complex subunit 4
Biological process (GO): actin filament polymerization; Arp2/3 complex-mediated actin nucleation
Cellular component (GO): actin cytoskeleton; Arp2/3 protein complex
Molecular function (GO): actin filament binding
Source: RefSeq, a predicted model, not a curated record
GGAUACGGCCCAGGCCCACCAACAGCAUCACGUCCACGGUCCACCUCCCAGUCACCACCGACGCCGGCGCCUCCCCCUCCCACCGCUCGCUCUCGCGCCCACCGGCGAAACUCCGGUGACCGGCAGCCACCCCAUCGUCUCUCGCUACCGGAUCUCUUCUCUUCCAUCGGCUGAUCCACGUGGGCGGCCGCGACCCUCUCUAGCCAUGGCUAAUACGCUGCGAUUGUAUCUGACUUGCAUCCGGAACACUCUGGAGGCUGCCAUGUGCCUGCAGAAUUUUCCUUGCCAAGAAGUCGAGAGGCACAACAAACCAGAGGUGGAGCUCAAGACUAGCCCUGAACUUCUGCUGAAUCCAGUGCUUAUAUGCCGUAAUGAAGCUGAGAAGUGUUUGGUAGAGACUUCGAUCAAUUCAAUCCGUAUAAGCUUGAAGGUUAAGCAGGCAGAUGAACUAGAAAAUAUUCUUGCAAAGAAGUUUCUUAGGUUUUUGUCAAUGAGGGCAGAGGCAUUCCAAGUGUUGAGAAGAAAACCAGUUCAGGGUUAUGACAUUAGCUUCCUCAUAACAAACUACCAUUGCGAGGACAUGCACAAGCAUAAGCUCAUAGAUUUCAUUGUGCAGUUUAUGGAGGACAUUGACAAGGAGAUCAGCGAGCUGAAGCUUUCAGUGAAUACACGUGGCCGGCUAGUGGCGACAGAGUUCUUGAAGCAGUUCAUAUGACUUGUCAGUCUGUAGCAGUGUUGAAACGUGAAUGUUACAGCAGGAUAUUCCCACCAUUUCGUAGUUAUGCCACCAUUCUGCAAGCUUCCAUUUCGGUUGGGUAGGAAGGUCAUCUGUAAAUUUGUUGUGAGAACAUUUUUCUUGUUUUUUUAGACCAAGUGAGAACUUUUCACUGUGUAUGGAAUGACAACUUUUCUCUAUAUAAUAACCAGAACUACCUGAUUGACAGCUGAA